Messenger RNA from Coturnix japonica (Japanese quail), 1876 nucleotides. RefSeq names its product POU class 2 homeobox associating factor 1 (gene POU2AF1). Gene Ontology annotation, cellular component: nucleus; RNA polymerase II transcription regulator complex. Gene Ontology annotation, molecular function: DNA binding; POU domain binding; transcription coactivator activity. The record is from RefSeq and is a predicted model, not a curated record. NCBI's taxonomy places the organism in Eukaryota, Metazoa, Chordata, Aves, Galliformes, Phasianidae. Gene Ontology annotation, biological process: positive regulation of transcription by RNA polymerase II.
ACCAUCUCCUCUUGCAAACAGCAUUUGGGAUGGGCACUGGCUAUAAGGCUGAGAGCAAGCGAUGCUGUGUUUUCAGCCCCCCUCAGCCUCUCUGUUACUGCAGGAGAAGCUCUGAGCAGUGCUAUGCCUUGCUCUGGCAUUCUGAAAGUGCUGCACUUGCUUUGCCAUCUGAAUUAAGAGAGCCCAGCAGGAGCUGGGAAGUGCCCCUCACUCACAGUUCUAUGGGAUUCCAGAUCUGCCUGUGAGCUCCCCUUGGCUUGUGCACCACAACCCUUGGCCUUCUAGAUCCCAUCCAACCCAGUCUGCUUCUGCCUUUCUUCUCUUUAUGAUCACAUCAGACUCUCAGGGCUCUCUGCUGUGCUGCCCUUUCCAGACCCCGCUCCUGGUGGCCGUCACUGCCCGGCAGCCAGCAAUCGUCCACGAUUUGAUCCAGGCAGGAGCAGAUGUCAAUGCUAUAGACAACAAAGGGCAGUCAGCUCUGCACCUUGCUGCAACAUAUGGGUAUGCCCACGUUCUCCAGGUGAUACUCUCACAAGGCCUCCCUCUCGAUUUAGAAAUGAAGGAUUUUGAAGGCCAUACCCCGCUGCACUGUGCUGUCCUGGCCCAUAACACACUGCUACGGGACCGGAGCCGCCUGGCACUGCUGGAACAGCAGAGUGAAGAUCUGCAGCACCAGAGCUGGGAGCUGGAGAGCUGUGUGCAGCAGCUGGUGCAGGCAGGAGCCUCCAUCUACAGCCGGGAUGUGAAAAGCAACAAGACAGUUCUUCACUACACCGUCCAGGAUGGGAAUGUCUCCCUGCUCCGCUAUUUCCUGGAGCUGAAUGCUUUCAAAUCCAAGGACUUCAUCAACAGCAAGGCUCAUGGAAACACAGCUCUGCACAUGGCGGCUGCACUGCAUGGUGACAAGAACCAGAAGGAAAUCAUCCAAUUGCUCCUGGAUCACGGGGCAGACCCGAGCAUCCGAAACUUAGAUAACGAUCAGCCGAUCCACAUGGCUCCUAAUGGGAAAGCUGGGGACCAGAUCAGGCAUUUGCUGAAGAGAGGGAAAGUCACAUCAACAUUUAUUUCCUGUUGCCGGAAUGCCAGAUCCUAGGUUGCCUGCAGCUUCUGGAACAGCUUCAACUUCAGCCAAUGGCACAAAGCCCCAUAGAACAACCAGGAGGAUGGUUAACCAACCCCCAGAUUCUAUAUACUGGAGUGGGAUGGGGGAAGACUCAGACCAAAGAGGUCAUGCCAAGACUGCAGAGUUUCCAGGGGCUUGGCUGAACAGAAGACCUCCAAGUGAGGGUUCCUGCAAGCUGCUGCUAUCCCUGCUAUUAGCACUUUGAGGAAGGAAGCUGAACCAGCUCUCCAUUGCCCCCCUCCUUUCACCCUAUGAAAGGAGAGCAGAUGCUUUUAAGGGCAAGUGUGUGGCAUGGGUUCUUUCCUAUCCUCAUCCCAUGUUAAGUUCUUAUCCUUUCUGUGAAAUGAUCUGUGAAUUGCUGUGCAAUCAGCUGGCAGUGUGUGGGGCAGGAGGAGUGAAGGCAGGUGCCUAUGGGGGGUGAGAGCUCUGGUAAGCCUUGCAAACCUGGACUGCUUCAAUGACUGUUCUGCAGACCCAAACAAAAGAGACCUUCUGACUUCCUCAUCCCUCCUCUUUACUGGUUGGCUACUGCUUCUCACUACAUCAUGCCUACAAACCUGCCAGCUCCCUCUGACAAAAAAAAAAGCAGACACAUAUUUGCAUGUGUUUGCAUAAAUUUGCAUGUAACUGGGCACUGGCCGGCUCAAGCAUGUGCUUCCUUGCUUUGGUGGGAUGCUGUAACAAGACCCAAAUGAGUGAGAACCGCAUUGACGAGGAAAAGUGGUCAAUAAAUUCUCUCUUUCUCCACCUUGA